UAAUAUGUAAUUUUUAGGAAACAUACUAAACACUAACGUCAACAAAGACAAGUGAGAAUUUCUUUAAUGACCUUGUCAACAUUCUGUAUGCGAUACGUGAUAAACAAAAUGAUACAAUUGAUAUUCAAAUAAUUCAAUAGACAAAUUUCAGUAGUAGGUACAUAGUUCGUGUCUAAUUAUUAUCAAAUAUUAUUAGAACAACUUUUGUGAUAAUGUAAAAUAUUUUCUACUCAUUUUACGAAACCCUAAUACAUAUUCAUCAUGGCGGUACUGACUAUUGAUAUCUAUUAACUAUCGUACUGUACAUUUUGGAAAGUAGCUUAGUAUCUUUACUCAGUUGUAAGUUAUAGUGCUUACAGCUUUGUUGUAAAAUACUUUUUAUUCGAAAUAACUGACUAAUUAAAUUGAAUUUAUGGUUUAAAUCUUUUGUACUCAGUAUUACUUAAACUAGUUGAUUGUGUUGCAUCACAUUUGUUUACAAAUUAAUCAAUUCAUUAUUUUAUAUCUAAUUUGUCAUCUUUAAGCAUUGUUGCAAUAAUAAAUAAAAUAAUAAAUAAUAAUGGACAACUUUUAUGGAAAUUCAUAUCAAAGCAAUGGAGAUGAUCAAGAUUUUCAAAAAUUGGCUCAAAUGAUUGGCACUAAUAUUCAGAAAAUAUCACAAAAUGUGUCAUCUAUGAAUAGAAUGGUAAACCAAUUAAAUAUCGUACAAGAUGCUACAGAAGUUAGAAAACAAUUACAUCAAAUAUCACAUUAUACACAGCAGCUAUCAAAAGAUACAAGCCAUAACUUAAAAGAACUCAAUGAAUUACGACCAUAUUCUUCUCAAAUAGAUCAAAGGCAAUUCAAAAUUCAAAAAGAGCGUUUAGCUGAAUCGUUUACAUCUGCUUUAAAUGCAUUUCAAUCCACUCAACGUAGAGCGUAUGAUAAAGAAAAUGCAGAAUUAAUAAAGCGUACAAAAGCAUCUGCAUCUACAGGAAUAUUCCCACCACCUCCGAGUUCUAAACAUCAAAAUGGUUAUACAAACUCAGUUGAUAAUCAAAACGAUCAAGCUCAGUUACAAAUUUUGGAUGAAGUAAAUUUACAAGUGGUUGAACAAGAACAAGCUAUUAGACAACUUGAGAAUGAUAUAAGUGAUGUAAAUCAAAUUUUUAAAGAAAUUGGUACCUUGGUUCAUAAUCAAGGUGAGAUGAUUGAUAGUAUUGAAGCUAAUGUUCAAAUCACUAAUGUAUCAGUACAAGAAGCUACUAGUCAAUUGAGGCGAGCAACAGAUUAUACUAACAAACUCAGAAAAAAACGCUGUUAUUUAUUAGUUGUUUGUGCCGUGAUUUUAUUCAUUAUUAUAAUGACAAUUGUUUGGGGCUCUAAUUAA
Sipha flava (yellow sugarcane aphid) is the source of this 1369-nucleotide messenger RNA. RefSeq names its product syntaxin-7-like. The transcript is spliced from 7 exons. The coding region runs from base 560 to 1369 and encodes 269 amino acids. NCBI's taxonomy places the organism in Eukaryota, Metazoa, Arthropoda, Insecta, Hemiptera, Aphididae. The record is from RefSeq and is a predicted model, not a curated record. Gene Ontology annotation, cellular component: SNARE complex; membrane; synaptic vesicle. Gene Ontology annotation, biological process: vesicle fusion; intracellular protein transport; vesicle-mediated transport. Gene Ontology annotation, molecular function: SNAP receptor activity; SNARE binding.